UUCACAAUUCUCACUUUCUUGCUCAGUCCAUCAAAAACUGAAUGGGAAAUGUUGUGGAAUUGAAGGUAGGUUUGCAUUGCGAGGAAUGCAUCAAGAAAAUCUUGAAGGCCAUCAAGAAGAUUGAAGAUAUUGAAACAUAUAAUGUGGACGCACAACUGAACAAGGUCACAGUGACUGGAAACGUUACAACAGAACAAGUCGUUAGGGUUCUUCAAAAGAUUGGAAAGAUGGCAACCACUUGGGAAGAAGAAGGACAAGGAGAGGGAGAGGGAGUAAAUUCUUGAACAACAACAAUAAUCAUAAAAUCUUGCUGUAAUUUCUAUCUUAUUAGGGUUUUGAUCUUUUGAGGGGAUUCACAUCGCCUUCAAUUUUGCAUUUUAAUCUCUGCUACAAUAAAUAAAAUGGUUCCUCCCAAAUUGAAUUAGAUGAUGAACAAAA
This is a messenger RNA of Prunus mume (Japanese apricot), 438 nucleotides long. The record is from RefSeq and is a predicted model, not a curated record. NCBI's taxonomy places the organism in Eukaryota, Viridiplantae, Streptophyta, Magnoliopsida, Rosales, Rosaceae.